Molecule: messenger RNA, 1002 nt
Organism: Acytostelium subglobosum LB1
Lineage: Eukaryota; Evosea; Eumycetozoa; Acytosteliales; Acytosteliaceae
Exons: 3
Coding region: 1-1002 (333 amino acids)
Biological process (GO): nucleosome assembly
Cellular component (GO): chromatin; nucleus
Molecular function (GO): chromatin binding; histone binding
Source: RefSeq, a predicted model, not a curated record
AUGUCCAACAUUGAGCAAGAUCAAGUCGAGAUGAACGAGGAGUCUGAGGAUCUCACUGCCAUCACCACCACCGAGAUCUUAAAUAGAGUUAAUGCUUUGAUCAAGCUUCAGGAGCAAGCAGAUAAGCUUGAGGAGCAGAAGGAGCCAGAGUAUGAGGCCAUUCACAACAAAUACAAGCCACUCUUUGAGGAGAUCCUCAAGAUUAGAGCCUCAAUCAUCAGUGGUGAGACUGAGCCAACUGAUAUUGAUUCGGCCCCAAAGGAGCCAUUGACCAUCUCAGAGUUGCCAUCAAAUGACAUCAAGGGUAUUCCAAACUUCUGGCUUGGUGUCCUCACUAACUUCCCAUACACUAAGGACUUGCUGGCCGAGGAGGACGAGCCAGUUCUGUCACAUUUGAUCAACAUCGCCGUCGCUGACGACGAGGAAACUGGAAGCUUCACUGUACAAUUUGUCUUCUCACCAAACGAAUACUUCACCAACACUUCGAUCACCGCCGCCGUCGCCAUCGAGGGAGGAGAAAUCGCCUCAAUCAAGGUCGACCCAAUCGAGUGGAAGGAGGGCAAGAAGUUCAUCAUCAUGCAGGUCGAGAAGAAGAUCAAGAAGAAGGGUCCAAAGGGCAAGCCCCCUGUCGUCACCACCAAGAUCGUGGAGGAGAAGCUCCAGUCUAUAUUCACCGUGCUCCUCGUCAACUCUGACUCUGAGGAUGCCGAGUUCAAACACAGCGAGGACGAGCUUGCCACCCCCGAGGAGAUCAUGCAGAUUCAAGGAGGCAUUCUGGACAACCUGGCACAGAAGGUCGUGCCCUUCGCCAUCGAGUGGUUCCUGGGUCGCGGCGAGCUCGACGAGCAGGACGGAAUGGGAGACUUUGACAUGGGUGACUUUGAUGAGGAGGAUCUUGAUGAGGACGACGAGGAUUUUCCACAGCAGCAGGCACCACAGGGACGCAGACCGGCCGGCGGUCAGCCACCAAAGCCAAACAAUCCAGAGUGCAAGCAGCAAUAA